AUGUCGGCGGCGGGGGCGGGGCCGGGGCCGGGGGCGGAGGCCCAGAUGGGGAAGGACAGGGACGUGGUGCGGCUGGAGCGCGAGUCGGUGAUCCCCGUCAUGAAGCCCAAGCUCAUCAUGAAGCUCGCCUACCUCAUUGAGCGCGAAAACGACAGGGAGGAAUUCGUGAAGCUCUGCAAGAGGAUGGAGUACACCAUCAGAGCCUGGUAUCAUCUCCAGUUUGAUGAUAUGAUGGAGCUGUAUGCUCUCUUCGACCCUGUGCAGGGUGCCAAAAAACUGCAGCAGCAGAACUUUUCGUCCGAGGAAAUCGAUACACUCGAGCAGAACUUCCUGACCUAUUUAUUUCAGAUGAUGGAAAAAAGCAAUUUCAACAUAUUAUCUGAUGAUGAGGUUGAGCUUGCUCAUUCUGGACAAUACCUAUUGAAUCUUCCAAUUAAAGUUGACGAAGCAAAGUUAGACAACAAACUUUUGUCAAAGUAUUUCAAGGAGCACCAUCAUGACAACCUACCUGAGUUCUGUGAUAAGUACGUCAUAUUCCGGAGGGGCAUAGGACUGGACCGCACUAGCGAUUUUUUCUUCAUGGAGAAAGUGGAUAUGGUCAUAACUCGUACAUGGCGAUGGCUGUUACAGAAGACGAGACUGCAAAGGCUCUUCUUGAGAAAGAAAAAGGUCAAGCCAGUGAUAGAUUCCAAGAAAAAUGAUGAUCUAGUUGGUGAAGGGGACGACAAGGAGCUAUACAUUGAACGUAUACGACUUGAAACAAUGAACUUGAGCCUGCGCAAUUUAAUUGGCAAGGUUACAAUUCAGGAGCCUACAUUUGAAGAGGUGAUUGUCUUGUACAGGAAGAAAAGCCCGAAGGGCCAGGAUGAUAGAGCAAUUCAGGUUAAACACUUCAAAAAUAUUCCGAUGGCAGAUAUGGAGUUGGUUCUGCCUGAGAAGAAAAACCCGAGCCUCACGCCAAUGGACUGGGUUCAGUUCAUUGUUUCUGUUGUUAUUGGGCUUGUUACACUCGUCGGUUCACUCGAAAUACCUAAAGCUGAUUUCUGGGUUGUGAUUGCCAUCCUUUCUGCUCUGGCUGGAUAUUGUGCUAAGAUAUAUUUCUCGUUCCAAAAGAACAUGGCAACCUAUCAAAACCUAAUCACUCAGUCAAUGUAUGACAAACAACUAGAUAGUGGGAAAGGCACACUUCUGCACCUCUGUGAUGAUGUGAUUCAACAGGAAAUCAAGGAGGUCAUAAUCGCAUACUAUAUAUUGAUGGAAAAUGGAAAGGCUACUAUUGAGGAUCUUGAUUUGCAAUGCGAGGAGCUAAUCCAGGAAGAGUUUGGUUUGCAAUGUAAUUUUGAGGUGAUGGAUGCUCUUCAAAAGUUAGAGAGAUUUGGUAUUGUUACAAGAGAUUCUAUAGGAAGAAUUGUUUGCGUUCCUCUAAAGCGAUCCAAUGAGAUCAUUGGUGCUACUACCGAGGAGCUGGUUAUGAAAUUCAGACAAAGCUAG
Molecule: messenger RNA, 1491 nt
Organism: Triticum turgidum subsp. durum (durum wheat)
Lineage: Eukaryota; Viridiplantae; Streptophyta; Magnoliopsida; Poales; Poaceae
Source: the annotation of a GenBank genome assembly